Molecule: messenger RNA, 1140 nt
Organism: Callithrix jacchus (white-tufted-ear marmoset)
Lineage: Eukaryota; Metazoa; Chordata; Mammalia; Primates; Cebidae
Gene: EIF1B
Product: eukaryotic translation initiation factor 1B
Biological process (GO): translational initiation
Molecular function (GO): translation initiation factor activity
Source: RefSeq, a predicted model, not a curated record
UCCCAGGUCUUCCGCCCGGAGCUAGAGGGCGCACUCCCUGACGGGAAUUGUGGUCUCGGCAGCCCGCGGACCUCAGGCUUUUCCGGGCUCUGUUGCCUCUGGAAAACUACAAGUCCCAGGAUGCCCGGCGCGGGAGGGUCACGUGGGAGGAGCAGCGGGCGCGGCUAAAUAGUCUCCAUCGGCCAUUUUGUAGGAGAAGCCGCAGCGCCGCCUCUUCUCUCGCGUCCUCGCAUCCGUCGCCGCCGCCUCUUCCUCCGCCUCCUCCUUCGCCUCUUCCUGCCUCCUCCCGGCUUCCGCCGCCGCUACUCCAGCCGCAUCCCAACCCCGGAGCGAACCGUUUCCGUAUUUAUUUCCGUUUUCUCGUCACUGCAGCCUCCUGACACGGUGAUCCGGGCGGGCCCCGCAGGAAUUUUAUCCCCUCACCGGCCUCACACUAGUAUCGCAUGUCCACUAUCCAGAACCUCCAAUCUUUCGACCCCUUUGCUGAUGCAACUAAGGGUGACGACUUACUCCCGGCAGGGACUGAGGAUUACAUUCAUAUAAGAAUUCAGCAACGGAACGGCAGAAAGACGCUGACUACUGUUCAGGGCAUUGCAGAUGAUUAUGACAAAAAGAAACUUGUGAAAGCUUUCAAAAAGAAAUUUGCCUGUAAUGGUACUGUGAUUGAACAUCCUGAAUACGGAGAGGUUAUUCAGCUUCAAGGUGACCAAAGGAAAAACAUUUGCCAGUUUCUCUUGGAGGUUGGCAUUGUCAAGGAGGAACAGCUUAAAGUUCAUGGAUUCUAAAAUGAACCUAAAUACGUGGAGAAUUUCUUGAAUGGUUGUGUUCUCUAAACUCAGUUUGGCUGCCUUGUGAAAUGAUUCCCCACAGUAAACGGACUCCUCAUUUAUUUAAUCCUUCAAACUUCCAUUCACAUCUGCAUGAUUACAGAAAACAUGGGGUAUGUAGGCUGGUAACAGAUAAGAAAAUUGCAGUAAGAUGGUAACAAAACCUCAUAUUCGUCCUUACGUGUUUCCAGUGGAAAAUGUUUUGAGUGUUUGUUGUUUGGUUUAUUAUGUUUCACUUGAUUCAAUGUUUUUUUUGUUGUUGUAUUAAACCAUGUAUGUUGCAGCUUAACAAUAAAAAAAAAAAAUCUAUGAA